AUUCAGGAAUGGACGGAGCGAUCGCCGGAGCAUACGAUCUAGAUAAAGAACUUGGCAAGGGCCGCUUUGCUGUCGUGCGUCUGGCGCGUCACGUGUUUACGGGAGAGCGCGUUGCAGUGAAAGUGAUCGACAAAACAAAACUUGACGACGUAUCUCGCGAUCAUCUUUACAAAGAGGUCAACUGUCUCAAGCUUGUGCAGCACCCUCACAUCGUACGCCUCUACGAAGUCAUAGACACGGUUACUAAGCUUUACUUAAUUUUGGAGUUGGGUGACGGAGGUGACUUGUACGACGUCAUUCUGAAGAAAGGACCGCUGAGGGAAGACGAUGCGAAAGCUUGUUUCAGACAGAUACUCAAAGCCGUUGAGUACUGUCACAAGCUGCGAGUUGUCCACCGCGAUUUGAAACCGGAUAACAUAAUAUUCUUUUCUGAAGGACCGCAGGUGCGUCUGACUGACUUUGGUUUAUCGAAUAUAUUCAGACCUGGUGAGAAGUUGAGCACGUCAUGCGGUAGUAUGAAUUACACUGCGCCAGAGAUACUUCGAGGCGACAGCUAUGAUGGGCCUGCCGGAGGGGCUGUCAAAGGUGUGUGUCGUAAUCCUACAGUAUGGACAACGAUAAUGUACUCCUUAUUGUUAGCUGUAUUGGGCUAUGGAUGUGAACUGUGGGAUCUGGGAAUGGGAAGUACCAAAUGUUUACUACAUCAAGCGUGGAGAAGUGGGUAUCGGAGAGGGCUAUGGAUCUCAAACAGAACAUCCUUGCGGGGAAACUCUUGGAGAACCUAUCAGGGAAGCUCCAGGUCUAUUGCGUGUUAACCAACUCUCUUUCUUAUGGAGAGCAGUUCAUUCUAAUAAUGAAUUAGUGAGCGGGUUCAUUCUGAAUACUCAAGGUAAUCUGUGGCGAUCAGUGGACAAUGAGACAAGGACAAGAAUCAUGGUGUUGUCGUACAUGGACUUCAA
Molecule: messenger RNA, 959 nt
Organism: Corticium candelabrum
Lineage: Eukaryota; Metazoa; Porifera; Homoscleromorpha; Homosclerophorida; Plakinidae
Product: SNF-related serine/threonine-protein kinase-like
Exons: 2
Coding region: 9-815 (268 amino acids)
Biological process (GO): protein phosphorylation; intracellular signal transduction
Cellular component (GO): cytoplasm
Molecular function (GO): ATP binding; protein serine/threonine kinase activity
Source: RefSeq, a predicted model, not a curated record